Molecule: messenger RNA, 1200 nt
Organism: Cataglyphis hispanica
Lineage: Eukaryota; Metazoa; Arthropoda; Insecta; Hymenoptera; Formicidae
Product: neuferricin
Exons: 4
Coding region: 171-1007 (278 amino acids)
Cellular component (GO): membrane; endomembrane system
Source: RefSeq, a predicted model, not a curated record
CUGCUACGUAGUUCUAAAACGCAGACUAAAGCCGACAAUGUAGAAGCUCUGUAAUUAUUUGGAGUUACAGAUGAUGUAUAUAAAAAGGAGAGAUUGUGAAAGAUCAUCGAAAAUUGGAUGCACUAGCGUGCACAUGCCGGAAUACCUGAGUAUUCGUAAACAACGUAAUUAUGUUCUCCAAAUAUCUUUGGCUAUUGCUGUUAUUAGGAAUCGCGUAUUUUCUACAAUCGCGGAAUUUGAUCAGGGAAAUCAAAUUUCACUUGAUGGGUGGAACGUGGUUGAAUGUAAUUGACGCCAUAUAUCUUGGAUUAAAUAAUAAUGUCUCUGGCAAAGAGCAAAGGAUGUUCACUGCAAGUGAAUUGAAACGAUAUACGAAUCUGGAGAACGGACUGUAUCUCUCGAUUUUAGGCCAAGUUUUCGAUGUGACUAAAGGUGAAAAGCAUUACGGACCAGGGGGAAACUAUCACGCUUUUACCGGUCGCGAUGCUUCCUUGGCAUUUAUUACUGGAGAAUUCGAUGACAAAGGUUUAACAGAUGACAUAUCUAGCUUGUCCGCGCAACAAGUUAAGGCACUGGAUGAUUGGCUGCAAUUUUAUAAGGCAAACUACAUUUACAAAGGAAAAUUAUAUGGCAGAUAUUACAAUCAAGAUGGCAGUCCAACUGCAGAGUCUUAUAAGAUACAAGAAAAAUUACUAGUUGCUAAAAAGGAAAAGUCACUGGAAGAGAAACAGAAAAGAAUGUUUCCACCAUGCAAUAUAGAAUGGAAUCCAGAGAUUGGUACUGUAUUUUGGUGUACCAAAAAGAGUGGUGGAGUUGAAAGAGAUUGGGUAGGAGUACCAAGAAUGCUAUUUGAGACUGCAAAUACACAAAGCACAUCUAGAUGCACCUGUGUCAAACUAGAUAGUAUGGAAUACGAAGAGAAUAAAGCUAAGUUAAGAGAAUACAAUGGCUGUGCAAAAUAUGAAACAAAAUGUGUUCUUAAAAAAAAAAGUAAUAUGAAAGUAUGAAGUAUUAAUUAAAAUACUACGUCUGUCAAAUUAAAUAAUCAGAUUUUAUAUUUAUACAAUAUUACAACAUAUAUGAAAAAGUUUAGAUUUAAGAUAUUAUCUUUAUACAAUUUUUUGUAUUUUUUAAUAAUUUUAUAUUCAUUACAGAAUUAGUGCCUUUAGUUUAUAAAAGUACAAAUAAAAUAAUUUUGUA